AUGCGAUCCUGGCUGUCUUCACAGCGGCCUGACAUGCCUUCUGUGCAUUUCGGCCUUCCUCGACGCUCGCUCCUCAAAUUUCCACCGGGAUCCCAACCGCACACCAUUCCCGCCCCUCCUGCGGAGCGCUCGUGGCUUCAGCCGUUCACCAUCCCGCCAAAGCUGUACAACGAUGCUCUGAAGGUGCAGGUUCCUAUCACCAUCGCCGCCGUGUACGCCGCAACCGUCAUCCUCAUCAAUCGUGUCAACAAGAAGCGAGGCUACAAGCCGUGGGCGAUCAGCAAAACCAAGGCUUUCCACCUUUUUGUCGUCUUGCACAAUGUGUUUCUAGCAAUCUAUUCCGCGUGGACCUUUGUCGGCAUGCUGAACGCGUUCCGUGAAUCCAUGCCUGCGCGUUCAGAGAUGCACGGCAAUGGAUUGGUGAAUGUGGUGGACGCGCUUUGCAAGGUCAAUGGCCCUCGAGGCCUCGGAAAUGCUGCCGUGUACGAUACCAAUGCCGAUUCGUGGACCAUCCUCAACCCGGAAUACAAGUUGGGCCCCGGCAAUACCCCUGACCCGACCGACGUUGGUAGACUCUGGAAUAAGGGUCUCGCCUUUUUCGGCUGGAUUUUCUAUCUUUCCAAAUUCUAUGAGGUUCUGGAUACUGCCAUCAUCUUGGCAAAGGGGAAGAAGAGUUCGACUCUGCAAACUUACCACCAUGCCGGCGCCAUGAUGUGCAUGUGGGCCGGCAUUCGGUACAUGGCUUCUCCAAUCUGGAUCUUCGCUCUUGUCAACUCCGCCAUCCAUGCGAUGAUGUCGCAGUACACAUAUUAUACGUUGACGGCGCUCAAAUUCCCUAUCCCUGUCCGCAUCAAAAAAUCCUUGACCACGACGCAGAUCCUGCAGUUCAUCCUAGGCACCUCUCUUGCAGCCAGUCACCUUUUUAUCUACUACUCCAUCCCGUUCCCCGUCCCCCACACGGUCACCCUCCCUCCCUUGGCGUCCGUGGUGCCUUCUGUCGCGGCGGUCGCCAACGCUACUCAAAGUGGGAUGGGCUCGUGGCUGAAGAAGCUUGCACUUCGGGCUGCUGGCCAUGAAGGCGUGGCUGCGAAUGUCGUAAAUGCAAAUGGCACCCUAUUCGGCUCGGAUGGUAUGCGGGCGGCCGAAGCCGCGUUGGGAAAGCAGGAGGUUCGCUAUACGCUCGAGCCCCAGACCUUCUCCUGCAUGGAUACCAGCGGCCAGGCUUUUGCGGUUUGGCUCAACGUCCUGUAUCUCUUGCCGCUGACGUGGUUGUUUGCCCGUUUCUUUGUUCGCUCGUACCUCCGCCGCACCGACCCCAAAGCGAAGCGUUCCAUGAGCCACAGUCACGCUGCUGAAAAGGCAGGGCUCGAUGCCCUCAAGGGAGUCACGCCAAGCUCGUGCGGAACGACGGUACAGCGCCACCACCAAACACCCGGAAGGCGUAAAGAUGGCGACGGGCAACUCAGUGGGAACACGCACUCCAACCGACGCGUCGGCGUACGAGGCGAAUGUUGA
Molecule: messenger RNA, 1515 nt
Organism: Uncinocarpus reesii 1704
Lineage: Eukaryota; Fungi; Ascomycota; Eurotiomycetes; Onygenales; Onygenaceae
Exons: 3
Coding region: 1-1515 (504 amino acids)
Biological process (GO): fatty acid elongation, polyunsaturated fatty acid; sphingolipid biosynthetic process; fatty acid elongation, saturated fatty acid
Cellular component (GO): endoplasmic reticulum membrane
Molecular function (GO): fatty acid elongase activity
Source: RefSeq, a predicted model, not a curated record